AGUGUUGAGACUUUUCCAUUGGUUCAGGACAACCACGUAAUGCCGUUUGCUUUGUUGCUGUGGUUAUUGGAUCACUGAAGCAAUGUCCAUGUAAGCGAUUGACAGGCAGUUACCUGACAGAUUAUACUGAGGAAAAACAAAUAUCAAAUUUAAACCGGUUUCCUUUUCCUUCACACCACACCAGAGCAUAACAAAAAAGUUAGCCAUAAAGAGGAACGUAGCAAUAUAUAACUUAUUAUAACCAAUUUCGUGUUGGAUGGCGCAAAGUGAAGGGCACAAGGCUUUGCCUUCCUCUGGGACAGUCGCGCUCGAGAUGAGUUCCACAGCUGAAACCCGCAAAUCCUCAGGAAGAACCCUUGCUUUAACCGUGUGUUCUGCUGCAAUUGGAGGCACCUUCCAGUAUGGCUACAACAUCUCAAUUAUCAACUCUCCUACCAGUUACAUCCAAAGUUUCAUCAAUGAUACCUACAUGGAGCGCUGGGGCAUUGGCUUGGAGACCCAUCAGGUGACCCUAGUGUGGACUUUUAUUGUUUCAGCCUUCUCGUUGGGUGGUUUGUUCGGAGCCCUGCUAGGGGGGCCUCUGGCAGUCCGCUUUGGAAGGAAGAACUCACUGCUUCUGAAUAAUUCCUUCUUGUUUGUUGGUGCUGUGCUUGUGCUGACUUGCAGGGUGGCAAAAUCCUUUGAGAUGCUUAUCGUUGCUCGUUUUCUGGUAGGCAUGAACUCAGGAAUCAGUAUGAACGUUCAGCCUAUGUACUUUGGGGAAAGUGCCCCCAAACACCUCCGAGGUGCGGUGGCUUUUUCCUCAGCUGUUUUCACUGCAUUUGGGAUCUUCUUGGGUCAGGUUGUGGGACUCACCGUACUGCUGGGCACAGAGCCACUUUGGCCCUACUUACUAGCUAGUAAUGCUUUGCCAGGGGUGAUCCAGCUCCUUACCCUACCCUGGUUCCCUGAAAGCCCCAGAUACCUUCUUAUUGACCGUGGAGACAUUGAAGCAUGCAGGCGGGCGCUUGGUAGGCUUCGUGGUGGGGAGGUUCCUGUCUCGGAGAUGGAGGAGAUACUUCAGGAGCAGCAGCAGCAGAAAUCCACGGCCUUAAAUUCUGGAUCUACAGCUUCUGCCUUAACACCCUGGUCCCUGUUCAAGAAUCGUGACCUCAGAUCCCAGCUCAGAACAGUCAUGGUUGCCAGUAGUGCCAUGAUGCUCUGCGGCAAUGACUCAAUCUACUUCUAUGCCUCCUAUAUCUUUCUUGCAGCAGGGAUCCCUCCAGAGAAAGUCCAGUAUGUCACCAUCGGCACAGGGGCGUCUGAGCUAACUGCUGCUAUCCUGAGUAAUCUGCUGAUUGAACGCGUGGGCCGCAGGUCUCUUCUUGUGGGUGGGUACAGUCUCAUGUCUUGCUGGUCUGUAGUCUUCACUGUAGCUCUUAUCUUGCAGAGCCAAGGGAUGGGUGAGAUGCCCUACCUCAGCAUGGCAUGCGUGUUCGCCUACAUCCUGAGCUUUGGCUUAGGCCCAGCAGGGGUGACAGGGAUUUUACCUGCUGAGAUUUUUGACCAAGCGGCUCGGCCAGCAGCUUACAUGGUUUCUGGUUCGCUUUUAUGGAUCAGCCUGUUCUUGGUGGGAAUGCUGUUCCCCUUCAUCGUCAGAUGGCUGGGGAGCUUCUGCUUCCUUCCUUUCUUGGUUGUGUGUUUAGUGUCAGCUGUGUUUUUUGGGCUCACCUUACCGGAGACUAAGGGCAAGACACUGGCUGAGAUUACUGCAGAGUUUGAUAAAAAGAAUGGAGAGAGGCCAAAUCUCCAAGUGGAUGAGCAUGACCAGCCAUGUGUCCCCUGCUCCAUUAUUACCCUAUCGCAAGAACCUGACCGUCACCCUGACCAUGAGAUUGGAUACUAAAAUUUGACAUCCUCCAAUAAAAGCAGAAAAGACACAGAUGAUUAAUGAGUUUUAGUGAUAGAUUAAUCUAUAGAUGAAAUCUAAUGCAUCUUAUUUAUUUAAUAACAGGUUAUCUCUGUGUUAUAAUUGAUCAUUCUACCAAAUUAUGAUUUCAUGAGCAAACUCAGUGGAGGUUUUGUAUUUGUUAACCCGACGCAGUAUCAGGACAGUUCCUGAAGCAGUGACAAAAUGUAAUCCUUAGCAAUCAAGUGCAUGAGCACUUUUUUUUUGUUUUUUUUGUUUUUUUGUUUUGUGACAGAAAGAGUUAGGAUGGAGAUUUUGUGUUCAUGUGCAGGAUUCCUUAAGUUCAAAUGUUGUCAAACUAAUUUUUAUUAACAUAUAAGGGAAAAUGGGAUUUUUCCCUGACCAUUGCAUUUUAUACAUGCAGUGUUUCACCAUUUCACCAAAGAAAUGCUAAGCAGGCAUGAAAGACAAUUGUGGGUCGGGGUCACUGUGUCCUUGUACACAAUUAUAGAUUACAGAUUACAUUUCGUGACUAUUUGACAAACUGCUGUGAUACUAUACUGGUUACCUGGGAACAGGAAGUAUUAUAAUGCACUGCUCAAGCAGAAAUGUUCUUAAAUUAGAACUCAAGCAAGACCGAGUCAAUUUGUGUUAAAAGAACACAGGAUCCUCUUUUAUAGACUUUGUUUGUUAUCUGCAGUCUGGUCACACAAAGAGAAUGACAUUGACAAUUAACUGAUGUGUUCUAAAGGGAUAACUUGAAAAUCUUUACUCUACAAGGCAGCUCUCUCGUAGCGUAAUGACAUAACUGUAUGUGGAAUAUAAAUUGCCAAAUAAUAAGUAACAUAUAAGUAACAUAUAAGUAACAUAGUAACAUAUAAUAAUAAGUAAUAAGUAACAUAUGUCCAAUCUGUCUCCAGUGGAAAUAACAUACUGGGGAAAAUGCUGUACUUCAUGACCUUUCAUUCAAUACACUUUGCUUAAUCAGUUGAAACACAAUGUGAUCAAAAUUGACAGGAAUGGUACUCAGAUGCUCACGAAACAAUUAACUUAUUUUUAACCUCUAUUAGGUGAUUUUGCUUAUUGUUAUUCUAUUUUUAUUUAAGAUGACUUAAUGCCAAAGUUUUUUGAAUGACUGCACUAUGAAUUUAAAAUAUGAUUUUGUUUCAUUGCUGUUAUAUAUGUUAUACUGAUCCCCUCAGGGAAGAAUAUAUCCUGAAGAAGUUGUUAAUAGAUAAAGAACUUAUAAAGCUGCUGUAGUCUUUCCUGACUCAAGUGUGCUCAGUGUGAGACCUGCACUAAGUGAAUGUAUUGAACCCUGUUGGGUGGUGGAUUAUACACCUCAGAUGUAGCUGCAUUAUGCGCUCAUUCAUAACCGCUCAAACUCUCUGAGGGUCUUGAUAAUAAAGAGAGGUGUUUGCAAUACAGAGGGUAAUCAUUUGUUCUGCAUGUACUAUAGGAUUAUCCCCCUUAAUUUGACACUUGUGUACUGGGUAGAUAACAAUGCCUGUUUAUUGUGUAAUGUGAUCAUAUUCUCUGUUUUGUUGACAUGUCUGUUCAGGCCAGUGAUCCAUGCCUGUGUGCAUUUUCCUGUUCAAUGAUUCAAGUAGGAGCAGUGCCUCUCUAAACCAGUUUAGAGAUUGGACUGUGUGGUUAUUAGCUAGGACUCCCAUGCACAGCUUUCCUCCUCGUGCUGCUAACAGCAUGUCCCCAUUUAAACACAUAUCGAUAUGUCUUUUGUGUGUGCCCAUGACUGUAUUAUAUAUUUCUGUAUGUAUUUAUGCGAUGUAGCUCUGCAAAACAGCCAGUAGAUGCUGCUAUUGCCAUUGCUCUCCUUUCUGUGUUCAAACAUAAAACUGUAAUAUCAAAAUGAAUCACAGAUGUAACACCCAGGCAAAAAUAACACCUUUAAAAUUCAACAGCUGUUGGCUUACAACCCUUCUGUUGACCAUCUGUCACAGCCUCUGCAUGCUCCCCUUUCCGAUUAUUUCUUGGAAUGAAUUAAGAGAUAACAGAUAUUCUUUAUUAUGAUAAACCAUUUGCUACAGGUAACUGCUGUGGUAGCAGGUGGAAGAUACUGUGCACUAACUGAAUGGAAUAUUGUUGAUGUGAUUGUAUGAUGUUGUCUUUCCAUAGCAUGUUCAGUGACAACCUUCAAAGAUAGUAACGAUACUGUACAAAUCCCACUGUGUGACGCUUUAUUUUGUAUGUGAUGAAUAUUUAUUUUGCACAUUUGCAAUUAUUUAUUCAAUCAUAUGUAUUCAAUGAGAAAUAUGACUAUGUGCAGCAAUGAAAGGUAAAAGUGCUGCCCCACA
This is a messenger RNA of Scatophagus argus, 4203 nucleotides long. Its product is annotated as solute carrier family 2, facilitated glucose transporter member 11-like. Lineage: Eukaryota; Metazoa; Chordata; Actinopteri; Scatophagidae. The record is from RefSeq and is a predicted model, not a curated record. Gene Ontology annotation, biological process: monosaccharide transmembrane transport. Gene Ontology annotation, molecular function: hexose transmembrane transporter activity. Gene Ontology annotation, cellular component: membrane.